AUGGAACCCAUUAAGUCAGAGCUUCCCUUCCUCGACAUGGUGCCACGCGCCCCCCAAACAGGUCGGUCGCUGUUACGCCCAACCGGUUCCGAUGAGAUGCACGAUCUACUUUGUGUCGGUUUUGGUCCGGCCUCACUUGCCAUUGGUAUCGCCAUGAACGACGCCAUGGACCCUGCCCUCGGUGCCAAGUCAGCCUUCAAGCCCAAGGUCUGUUUCCUGGAGAAGCAGGACCAGUUCGCUUGGCACUCUGGCAUGCUGGUUCCCGGAUCGCGCAUGCAGAUCUCCUUCGUUAAGGAUCUCGCAACCCUCCGCGAUCCUCGCAGCAGCUUCACUUUCCUCAACUACCUGCACAACAAGAACCGUCUUAUUCACUUUACCAACUUGGGUACUUUCCUACCCGCUCGCGUGGAGUUCGAGGAUUAUAUGCGUUGGUGUGCGAAGCGAUUCGAGAAUGUCGUCAACUACGGCGAGGAAGUUGUCGAGGUCGUGCCCGGUCAAACGGAUGCUCGUGGUGUCGUGGAUUAUUUCACCGUUGUCUCGCGCAACACCGGUACUGGUGAAAUCACCUCGCGCAAUGCUCGCAAGGUCGUCAUUGCCAUUGGUGGUAAGGCCAAGAUGCCACCUGGAUUUCCCCAGGAUCCUCGCAUCAUGCACUCCUCCAAGUACUGCACCAACCUCCCGCAGAUGCUGAAUGACGAUCUGGCUCCUUAUAACAUUGCCGUCGUGGGAAGCGGCCAAAGUGCCGCAGAAAUCUACCACGAUCUGCACCGUCGCUACCCCAACUCGCGGACUACCCUGAUCCUUCGUGACUCUGCCCUUCGUCCCAGUGACGAUUCUCCCUUUGUCAACGAGAUCUUCAACCCCGAACGUAUCGACAAAUUCUACAACAUGACCGCCGACGAGCGCAAGAAGCGCAUCGCUACCGAAAAAGCAACCAACUACAGCGUCGUCCGUCUCGAGCUCAUCGAAGCCAUCUACAAUGAUAUGUACCUCCAGCGCGUCGAGAACCCCGACGAGACCCAAUGGCAGCAACGCAUCCUGCCCGAGACCAAGAUCGCCCGCAUUGAGCACCACAACUCCAACAACCGUAUGCGCAUCCACGUCAAGUCCGUGAAGAGCGAAACAGAAGGCAAAGAGGUGCUGGAUGUCGACGCUAUCAUGGUAGCAACGGGAUACAUGCGCGAUGCGCACGAGGAGAUGCUCGACAACAUCCGCUCGCUGCAGCCCGCGGGUGCCAACGGAUGGAACCCUGGUCGUGAUUACCGGGUUUCACUCGAUAGGGCUAAGGUUAGCGCCGAUGCGGGCAUUUGGCUACAGGGUUGCAAUGAGAAGACUCAUGGCUUGAGUGACUCUCUACUCUCUGUGCUGGCUGUGCGUGGUGGUGAGAUUGUGCAGUCCGUAUUUGCAGAUCAGUUGGCUGGCGCUUCGGUGCAGGACACCAGAGAGCGUGCUAUGCUUUGA
Penicillium soppii is the source of this 1461-nucleotide messenger RNA. RefSeq lists its product as uncharacterized. The record is from RefSeq and is a predicted model, not a curated record. Bases 1 to 1461 code for a protein of 486 amino acids. NCBI's taxonomy places the organism in Eukaryota, Fungi, Ascomycota, Eurotiomycetes, Eurotiales, Aspergillaceae. The transcript has 2 exons. Gene Ontology annotation, biological process: intracellular iron ion homeostasis.